Molecule: messenger RNA, 7255 nt
Organism: Spirometra erinaceieuropaei
Lineage: Eukaryota; Metazoa; Platyhelminthes; Cestoda; Diphyllobothriidea; Diphyllobothriidae
Source: the annotation of a GenBank genome assembly
AUGACUCUAAGAGUACUGUCUUUUUUGUUUCUAACCGAUGCCCAUUUAGAUUCUCUGUAUUCACGGUUACCGGUAUGUUUUAUUCAAUCCUGCCAUGUUUCAACUAUUUUCUGCGGACGACCAUUCUGCGACCUGUAAACUUUAACUUGCACAAACAGUUAAAUUAGUUAUAAGGGAUCGUCUGUCUAGUUGGAAAAACUACCAGUCUGGGCCACCAAUGCUGCGGUCCGUCUCCAGAAAGAAACAUCUGAAUUUAUCCCAAAGGAUGAAUUUAAAAUUAAGUCCAUUGUAGCUGUGACGCGAUCGCCGCCUUCUCCCUUAGCCUCUCAUACCCCAACUUCUGUCUAUUUCUUUGUCUGAUCGAGUGAAGAAUGGCAACAUGCUCACGUGGGAAAUCCAUGUCAUCUAGUCCAUAUUGAGUGUCAUGCACGCAAUGCUUCGUUUUGUAAACCCUUCGUACUAGGAGUUCGCAGCCAAGUAGGCUUGCGAGGCGUACGUAUAGGACAAUCCACGCAGUAACUAACGUCAAGUUUUGCCAAAAUUUUCUUCACGCUCGUGUGCAGUCUGUCUCUCUCUCCCCCCCCCCAAAUGGCCUCUUGUGUAAGAUUUCGGUGGGUCGUUUUAUUCACUUAACUCUUUAAACAACACAAACCGCAAUAUAUUACUCUCUAGCAGUCGGUUUAUUUUCUGCUCAGAUCUAACUUAAGUUCCUGUCGAUGUAGGGAAGUCGUUUACUUUGGCUUUGCCGACGUGCCUCUUGCACAGUUUUUUCCUAGAAAACAACUGGGGUUCCAAGGUUUAUCUAAUAAAUCACGAUAUCUGUCUUUAAGCCUGUUGUUACGGUCACUCGUAAUUUAAAAGACGUCUCUAGGCAAACGGGAAACUUCUUUCGGGAAAAAUCAGGUGCUUUCCGCAAAAUCUUCAAGAACAGUUGUGAAUUCGGUAGCAUCCAAUUUUCAUCUAUUUUUCUCGUAAAAACAGUAUUUAUAGACGCUCCCCUAGCGAUUCCCGAUGUUGGAGACAACUUACAAGGACUCGGUUGGUGGUUCUCCCGCGAGGACAGUACUUUUGACGCCCAGGAGCAAACAGAUUAUCUCAGCGGUUUCGACAAGUCAGUCAACACAGUAAAAGAGGCCCUUCGCUCCCAGGUUUGCCUUUGUUCACUACCACUGACCUUACGUGAAGGGCCCGUUUGAUGGAAUUUUUGCCUUUAGCCAAGGUGCUGCCUUUGUGACGUUGUUACAGAUCCUCAUGGAAAAGUUCCCCGAGCGUAAGCUAACUGAGUUCCUUCAAUUUUUAAAAGAAUUCUUGGUUUGUAGCCACCUAUUCAACAUUUUCAACCUCUUGUUGCCUCGGUUCACCCACAACCAGAAUGGGACGCCCCGAAAGUGCAGUUCUGCAUCCUUGUCGCCCCCUUCAAGAGUCGGUGCUCACUUCACACUCCGUUGUACGCGCUUCCUAUCCAGAUGCCCACUCUGAUCGUCUAUGGACUGGAUGACAAAGUUAUACCUGCAGGUAAUCGAGGCUUUUGCUUGUGUGUUGAGCAAAUUGUACCUCACUGCAUGGAAGAUGAAUUCAUUUUCGUCAUCCUCUGACCUGCCAAGACACCAACCAAUCAACAUAUUUCACCACAGGGUGGAAGCGUAUAAUUUGCCUUCCCUAUAAGUCGUCGGGAUAAAAACUGACUGGCAUGUCCCCUUUAUUUAUGCUAAUACUUUAUGGCAUUUUUAUUUCAAAGUCUUCAUGCACUAUGAAUGUGUCGCCUACGCAGCUUAUUAUAAACGCUGCUAGGCAACUCGAAGAUGCAGUAUUAGAUCAUGUGUGCUUAGUCCAAAGCCGCGGUGAUUUCCAGUCAUCGCUGCGACCCCGCUGCAACCUACAUUGCCCACUGUUGACUCAUUUGCCUUCGUCAAUCCUAGUCCCUUCCAUGAACUUGUACUUAGUAUCCUAGUGCACUGUUCAAGGUCCAACUCGUGAAGCUCAUUGCGAACUAGGCAAUGAGUGUACGGUGGACAAACCUGUGCGCUUCGUCAUGCUGUUUUACUAAGCAAGUAGAAGUUCCAGGAAUUUCUCCGCUAGGCAGGCUUCGGUGUAAUGAUGUGUGUUCUGCAUACCACAUGUGCGGUCUACUAGUCGAAUACUUAUUGCACCCUUUGGUAUCCAGGUCACUUGCUGUGUUCGCUUCGUUUGCAUGAUAGGAGCGGAACUGCGGGAAGAUCGGCCCGAUUGUUAGUCUCAUUGCCUGUCACCCGACCCGUCCAUGAAUAAUGGGAAGGGAACGGCCUUCGUUGGGAGUUGACUGCAAACUAAACUGCGUCUAACACAAGCAGUCGCGGACCAGCAAAAAUGAUGUUAGAAGGAUGCUGAAAGUCUGAGUUCUCGUCAUUCGACUCUCAAAAGUGCCUCAGAGUCUGAACACUGUACCGUGACGCCUGGCAGAUUGGACACAUCCCCAAAGGCGGGGUUAGGCAGCAUGUAACCAGUUGUGCGCUUAGAUCUUCUGAGUCGGUAUCUGAACCAGUGUCCCCACCAUCAUUGUCGAUCCUUGCCACAACGAUGUUUCGGACUUCUGUCAGUGGGUCGGGUGGUAAAUGUGCGAGCUGGUCUUUCUGCUAGUGUCCGGCCUUGGCUGGCGACAAGAUCUAAAUGGCUAACUGGAGACACGUUGGAAGACUAAAUCUAGCACACCUCCGUCUUUUGGUCUUACGUGUCAGACGGCUUACGUUCUUCUAAAAGUCUGUGACUGAUCAGCCCUAAUUUAAGGCGAUCGUUGUUGAUGCCGGGAUCUCACAGCCUGAUGUCAGCUAGAGCGUCCGUAAUGGCUUUAGUCGAUUGGAGAUGAAGUUAGGCAGUGAUUUGAAUCUGGCAUUCUAAAACCCUCGUGGCAAUUUGGUUGCUGUCUGAUCCAAAAAUGUCUCAGCUAUUUACUGGAGUUCAGGUUGACUUCGAGUAGAUGGGACCGUUGUGUUGUGGUAGACCGCGCAGCGAUAGUCUUAAAACGUACGUGGACUGAGUUUCCAUGACUGCUAAAUUGAACACUAGUGAACUUUGCAGCCUCAGGCGUCAUAAGCGCCGGCUGUCCGGUGUUGUCUGCACGUCGUUGGAAGUCCCAGGAACUGAGAAACCGGCCAUGAGGAUGGCCUACAGGGUUGGGGUCGGACUGAUGAUUGCCUAGCGGUCAAUAAUCUGUUCUAUUAUAUAUACGGGCAGCUGUUUUUUCGUUAGUGUGGAAAACGUUAGCCGUCUCAACGAUAUCACUGGCCUCCGGCUCUGGUAAUCAGCAUCUUUUUGUGCUCUGGGAUUGCAUUUCGUGCAUCUCAACUCGCGUCCGGAAUGCGACGGAGGCGGGAACAUUCAAUGAGUACGUGCUCCCAAACCCCUGCACCAAAGCCACAUUCCCGGCCCGAAGCUUUCGACUUGCCGGUGUUAGGUGGAGGGGCUGUUUCCCUAACUGCAUUUACACCACAGUGACUUGUGUAUCAAGUAUUUGUCAAAACGUCUCCCUUCCUCGCCGUUUCAGCUAAUCCGGACACUCGGCGUAGACUCCUGGGCGCAGAUCUUUUGGGACUGUUUGCUACAUGUAAAUAUGUGUGCCAUUAGUCUGUGGGUUCUCUGCAUAAAGUGUGAUUUUCGUUGUCCAUAUACCGGCUUGGUUAAAGGAUGAGUGUUUCCACGAAAUUGGCUAGUCAGUUACCCGAUAACGAUGAGAACACCAGCGCCCCCCAUCUCGGCGUUCCGCCUUGUCAAAUUAAUCUGCAAAUAUCGUCCGGUCUCAGCAUACUUAUUGGCAGUGGCGGAGGGAUGCCCACCUUCACCCACCUGGAGAAGAGUUGUGGAAGGAGCUUCAUAUGUACAGUAUGUGGGCUAACUCAUGAAAUGUCAACCGAUAUUCUGAAAUGUUUUUUCGUUUUGAAAAGAUUAAUUGAGUAGAGUUGGAGAAAUAAUCAUCAAACAACAUGAUUCUAUAAUAAUUCAGUUACCUCAGGAUGCCGGCUUUCGAACGAACUUCUUUCCGACAGUAUGCAAAAGCUAUACUCUGUAAAAAAUGGCUACUGAAGUAGCACGCAUUUUCUCAUUGAUUUUCCAUACCCUCAAAAAUUCAAUCAUAUUUCAUGGAAAACAGGCAUAACAGUAUUGACUCUCUUGCUCAUUCGGUAGAAAAUUACAUUUUUUCUAAUUUUAUUAUCGAAGGAAGGGUAUAAUUCGGUUUUAAAAAGUUUCUAAUUGCGAGAUUCUCUAAUACCGUGAAAGGGCCGUUCAUAAAACGUCAUAUAUCUGCCUUUACCAGUGUGGCUCGUAAAGUUAACAACAUGGCUUAAAUCCACUGCUGAAUUUUAUGAACCCCAUAUGGUGUCCACUAAAUACCGUAGAGAAACGUAUGGUUUUCCGUACGGGGAAAAUAUAUGGUUUGUAGUUUGGAAACCCUGAAUGCGAGUGUAACGGCAGGUCGGGUUCAAAAUUAUUCUGGAAUUGGAAAAAGUUUUUGAAAACCGAAUUAUACCCUUUCUUAGAGUAUAAAAUUGGAAGGAGACGUAAUUUUCAACAGAAUGAAUAAAGGAAUGAAUAUUGUUAUGCAUAUUUUCCAUGAAAUAUAAUUUAAUUUUUAAGGGCAUCCAAAAUCAAUGAGAGAAAUGCAUGCUACAUGAGUACUCAUUUUUUACAGAGUAUAGCUUUUGCAUACAGCCGGAAAGAAGUUCAUUCGAAGGCUGGCAUCCUGGGGUAACUGAAUUAUUACAGAAUUAUACUGCUUGAUGAUUAAUUCUCCAACUCUACUUAAUUAAUCUCUUCGAAACGAAGAUGCAUUUCAGAAUUUCGGUUGACAUUUCAUGAGUUAGCCCACCUUCUGUAGGGUCGCCAAAGAUUUGUGCUCAUAAGGCUUCCGUUCUUUUGCGCAAGUCUGCCAUUCUUGUUCAACCCGACUAUAAGUAGAGUGUUAGAUCCUUUUAGGAGUGCUGGCAUCGUCAAGGUGAUGAAAUCCAGUUAAUUUGCUCAGACCACGGUGGAAAUGUUAUCUGUUUCCUCGAUAGCCCCUCAGCAUUAUCAUAGUCAGUCGCAUGCGCAGUUUAUCGCUGAGAGGCCACCGGUUUGUUCAUCGUUGUUUCGUGUAUUCAGGCUAAGAAACACUAAAACUAGCCGAGCUGCGAGGAGUUGCGCAGUUUACGGACGUAGUUUGGAUCUUCUGCUUCUUCGUCGUCGUCGUAGAAAUUCGGAGCUGGUCUCGCAUUUUACGGUUUAAAAAGCUUAACUGCCGUACCUUACUUCACACUGCAACUGCCACCCAUGCUGUCUUUUGGGCCUACGCCCAGAUUACCACAACGUCGGCCAGGAGCCUGGCAGCAAAAUCAAGACCUCGUGGAAAAUCUUGCCUGAAGACCGCCUCUGUUGUGUCCCAUGGUUGGUGAGCGGGGUUCAGCGAACGAAACGUGAGGGACCACCUUUUCGGCAAUCUUUCACAAAAUGUCUCACCGGCCAGUGCAGAAGCGGACACUCAGUUACCGAUCUCAUGAAAUGCUAACGGAAAUUCUAAAAUGCGUUUUCGAUCAGGAAGGAUUUGUAAUAUUAUCUUGCGACCUAACUCUAUGAUAUUUUAAACACACCACGACGUUAACUUCUGAAUACGCUUCUCUUUAAGCGUAGGAAAAUAAUUGUGCUCAAUGAAAAGGGACUACAUGGGUUGUAUGUUUUCUUCUAUUGCAUCUAGAUGUCCUUAACAAUUCGAAUGCAUUUUAUAGAAAACAUGCGCAAAAGUAUUCAUUAUUGUACUCGUUCCGUAGCAGCUCACGUCUCCUUCAGACUUUAUACUCGGAGGAAAGGUGUUUUUUAUUUUUACAGUAGCUUUCUAAUUCUGAGAUUUUUAAGACCUGGCAAUUUCCAUUCAACUAGAGCCAUACCUGCCCGUUUAUUGAUGCCCCGCAUGAAGUAUGCAACAUAGUAUAUCCCCACUGCAAAUUUUUACAAGCCCUAUACGGUGUCUUCCUAAUGGCACAGAGGGGUGCAUUAUUUUAUUUACACGGAACGUAGAUAGCAUAUGAACUCAAAACCCUAGACAGUUCGAUCAUCGAUUUCGACGAUGUCCACCGUGUGCUACACACCAGGGUGCAGCAGCGCAGUUUCUUUGUGGCGGCUGAAAACAAGUGCAUUCAAAAGCUAACAUCGUCGCAAGAUAACCAAUACUACAACCCCCCUUGAGUAAUGCUUUCUAAUCAAAAAGCAUAUCAGAAUUUCAGUCAACACCUCAUGAGAUCGGUGACUUGCUGUAAGUCACACAGCCUUCUUUUGUUAGUUGUCAGAGAUAAACUGCCAUACCAGAAAGCUGAUCCUUGACGCAACACCUUGGUAUGAAUACGACUUGUUCGUGCGUAAGUAGGUGGCUCUCCGUCAGGGGGGUUUUGCUGCCAACCCGUACACAGACUAAUGGGACUGUAGCGCACCAAAUUUUUGGAAGCCCUUCCAGCCCUCGAUUGCAGCUGAAUGUCGUUCAUCGUCUAGGAAUGCGAUCAGAUCAUUUGGCUCCAGAAGUUGUCUGCCUUGUGGACCGCGGCCACACCACCAGGGCUGGGGAAGCGGUCUGCCUCGAUUAACUGACACGCUGUAGGUUCUCAUGCGAAGGUUUACCUUCAGCAGUAGCUCUGGUUGGAUUCUCUUAUGCCCUGUAGUCGCUCUGCUUAACGCUGAGCAUGAUGUGGACCAAAUGGGUUUAAGAAUAUUUUCCUUUAAAUACGUGGGAACUUACAAGGUCAUCGAAAAUCAUUUGGAAAAAUCAUACUACUUAAGUUGUUAUCUCUACCCAUUCCAGUUUUCUCAGGUUGCCAAAAAAGAACUCAUUACAAAACCAGAAUUCUUACGUGACUGGAAUAUUUCGGGACUGUGUUGCAAGUUAUUUAGUGCUACAACCCAAUCUAGGUAAUCCUUUCUGAAAGCAAACACGUUUGAUAAUUUCCGUUAACAUUACAUAGGCCAGAUACUGUGUUUUCAGUCAGAGAGCUAACGAAGAUGUUCUAGAGCAACUGUCGAGCACUUUGUAGUUUUCUUGGAAUAUAUUUUCAAAACCAACGGCUCGUUUUACCCCUGACCACCCAAAACCCACACUGAACUGAAAUCUUUUCAAUUUUCAGACAUGACCAAAGAUCUGCUGGACGUGUAUGAACCGCCGCACACCACGCUAGUCCACCCCGGUGGUCAUCUUAUUCCAACCAACGCGGAGGCGAAAGUAGCCUAUCGCAGUUUUCUGGACCGGUUCAGAUCGAAAACCUGA